UCAGCGCGAUUGGGGGCAACAGAUCCCGCCCCGGCAUGCAUUGCUCGCCGCUUCCUGUAGCCGGGGUCAGGACUCAGGAAGCUGCCAGCAGUAGCCGGAUAACGUGUGUGUGUGUGUGUGAGAGUGAGUGUGACAGUGACAGCCGCUGCCCCGGGUUACCUGAGCUAGGUUAUCAUGCCGCGAAUAGACAAUGACAUCAAGCUGGACUUUAAGGAUGUUUUGCUGAGGCCGAAGAGAAGUACUUUAAAAUCUCGCAGUGAGGUGGAGCUCUCUCGUUCUUUUACAUUCAGGAACUCUGGCCAAAGUUACGAAGGGAUCCCUAUAAUUGCUGCUAAUAUGGACACAGUGGGGACCUUUGAGAUGGCACAAGCCCUGUGCAAGUAUUCUCUUUUCACAGCAGUACAUAAGCAUUAUUCAGCUGAGGAGUGGAAGCAGUUUGCUGCCAGCUAUCCAGAAUGUCUGGAGAAUGUAGCUGUGAGCUCCGGUACGGGGCAGUCUGAUUUCCAGCAUCUGGAGGAGGUCUUAUCUGCAGUCCCUCAAGUUCGCUACAUCUGCCUGGAUGUGGCUAAUGGAUAUUCAGAGCAGUUUGUCCAACAUGUGAAAGAUGUAAGAGCCAGGUUCCCUAAGCACACAAUCAUGGCUGGAAAUGUUGUAACUGGUGAAAUGGUAGAAGAAUUGAUCCUCUCUGGUGCAGAUAUUAUCAAGGUUGGAAUAGGACCAGGUUCUGUUUGUACCACCCGCAAGAAGACAGGCGUCGGCUAUCCGCAGUUAAGUGCUGUCAUUGAGUGUGCGGAUGCAGCACACGGACUGAAUGGUCAUAUUAUAUCAGAUGGGGGUUGCACAUGUCCAGGUGAUGUGGCCAAAGCUUUUGGCGCUGGAGCAGAUUUUGUCAUGCUAGGCGGAAUGUUGUCUGGACAUACACAAUCUGGAGGAGAAACCAUUGAGAAAAAUGGCAAGAAAUAUAAAAUGUUCUAUGGUAUGAGUUCAGAAAUAGCAAUGAAGAAACAUGCAGGAGGUGUAGCGGAGUAUAGGGCAUCUGAGGGAAAAACAGUGGAGGUCCCAUUCCGGGGUGACGUGGAAGACACAAUCAAAGACAUACUUGGAGGAAUUCGUUCUACCUGCACGUAUGUAGGAGCCUCCAAGCUGAAGGAGCUGAGCCGUAGAACAACUUUCAUCAGGGUGACCCAGCAACUCAACCCUGUGUUCAGCAACCCUUGACAACAAUGCCUCCCUUAAGUGAUUUUUAAUUUAAGCAAACUUUACCAAUCCAAUAUGUAUUAAUUUAUUUCUUAGUGCCACCUCUGCAUGCAAUGGCUUACACACUUACACCAUUCCGCUCAGGGUCUACCUCCUGACCUACACUUCCAUAUCCUUCAAGUGAAUGGCAACAUCAGUUUCUUGUAGCAUUCCUGUGCAAGGGCCAGUCUCUACUGCAAAAUAUUAAGGUAGUAUAAAACUGCAUGUAGUCGCUGAAUUAUUUUCAAUAAACGUUUUAAUUAUAAA
Messenger RNA from Pseudophryne corroboree (corroboree frog), 1503 nucleotides. RefSeq names its product guanosine monophosphate reductase 2 (gene GMPR2). Bases 175 to 1218 code for a protein of 347 amino acids. Gene Ontology annotation, cellular component: GMP reductase complex. Gene Ontology annotation, biological process: nucleotide metabolic process. The record is from RefSeq and is a predicted model, not a curated record. Gene Ontology annotation, molecular function: GMP reductase activity. The transcript is spliced from 10 exons. NCBI's taxonomy places the organism in Eukaryota, Metazoa, Chordata, Amphibia, Anura, Myobatrachidae.